Molecule: messenger RNA, 999 nt
Organism: Solanum tuberosum (potato)
Lineage: Eukaryota; Viridiplantae; Streptophyta; Magnoliopsida; Solanales; Solanaceae
Gene: CYCD3.3
Product: D-type cyclin family 3 subgroup 3
Source: RefSeq, marked provisional
AUGUCUCACCAUUAUCAAGAACAAGAAGAACAAAAGAUCCCAUUUUUAUUAGAUUCACUUUACUGUGAAGAAGAUAUUCUCACUGAAGUAUCAGUAGAAACAGAGAGUUUUUCUUCACAUGACUUGUUAUGGGAAGAAGAAGAACUUACCUCUCUGUUUUCUAAAGAAACAGAGUAUGAAAUAAGCUACAAUGUGUUAGAAAAAGACCAAUCUUUUAUUUCAGCAAGAAGAGAAUCAGUUGAGUGGAUACUCAAAACAACUGCUUAUUACUCAUUUUCUGCACAAACUGCAUUUCUUGCAGUUAAUUACUUUGAUAGAUUUCUCUUAUUUAGUUUUAAUCAGUCUCUGAAUCAUAAGCCAUGGAUGAAUCAACUUGUUGCUGUGACUUGUCUUUCAUUAGCUGCUAAAGUUGAAGAAACUGAUGUUCCUCUGCUUCUUGACCUCCAAGUUGAGAAAUCAAGAUUUGUGUUUGAAUCUAAAACAAUACAGAGAAUGGAGAUGUUGGUUCUGUCUACACUUAAAUGGAAGAUGAAUCCAGUAACCCCAUUUUCAUUUCUUGAUUUCAUAACUAGAAGACUUGGAUUGAAGUACUGUUUAUCUUUGGAAUUUCUGAGGAGAUGUGAAAAAGUGCUUCUAUACACAAUUACUGAUGGUAGAUUCAUUGGUUACCUUCCUUCUGCAAUGGCUUCUGCCACAAUGUUGCAUGUUCUUGAUAGGCUUAAACCUUGCAUUGGAGAGAAGUACCAAGAUCAACUUUUGGGCAUUCUUGGAAUUGUCAAGGACAAAGUGGAAGAAUGUUACAGGCUAAUACAAGAAGUGGCUUGCAACAUUGACUUUGAUUCAAAUAAGAGAAAGUUUGGGACAUUACCAGGGAGUCCAACAGGGGUAAUGGAUGUGUCAUUUAGCUCAGAUUACUCCAAUGACUCAUGGUCAGUGGCUACAUCUGUUACUUCAUCACCAGAGCCAUUGUCCAAGAAGAUUAGGGAGUCAAGAGAAUGA